UGUAUGGCAUGCAUCAAGGAGAAAAUACGUAGAUGAGCAAGGCAGGUAGCUGGAGUGUUAUGCGUGCGAAGCUUGCGCAGGUCGACGCCGGAGCCGUUGCCUUCAACGUCCCGAUCCUUCGCGUGGCCAGAAAGCCUGACCAGGUUGCACUUGGGUGCAAGGUGUGCUUUUCAUGUAAAAGCGCACCUGAUUCUACAUCGAGAUACAAACAACAAGUAAUUGGUGCGGGUGCAGCUGCGUCCUGCGCGAUCCAGGUGCGCCUUGAAGGAAGAUCGUACUGACGCCACAUUUGCCAAUUCGCCUUCGCCAGCAACAUGUUCCGCAACGCUGCGUCCCGCGCCACCCGGAUCGCCGCCCGCGCCGGCGCGCCCCGGCUCCUCGCCCGCUCCAUGAGCGUCGCCGCCCGCCAGAGCUCGGCCUCGAAGGCCACGGCCAUGGCCGGCGCCUUCCUCGUCACGACCGGGGUCACGGCCUCGCUCCUCCAGGCGCAGGAAGCCAAGGUCAACCUCGAAAAGAUCCGCAAGGAGAUUGUCGACCUCAUUGACGACGAGCCGGCCAUGGGCCCGACCUUUGUGCGCCUCGCGUGGCACUCGUCGGGCAGCUACAGCAAGCACGACCACUCGGGCGGCUCCAAGGGCGGCACCAUCCGCAACGAGCCCGAGAUCAACCACGGUGGCAACGCUGGCCUCAACCUCGCGAUCGCCCGCCUCGAGUCGGUCAAGGCCCGCCACCCCGAAAUUUCGUACGCCGAUCUCUUCAUCUACUCGGGCGUCGUUGCGAUCGCCGAGAUGGGCGGCCCCGAGGUGCCCUUCCACCUUGGCCGCAAGGACGCCAAGGUGGGCGAACAGGUCACGCCCGAUGACCGUCUUCCUGCCGGCGACAAGGGCUCCAAGCCAUCGACGAUUAGCCACAUCCGUGAUGUCUUCUACCGCAUGGGCUUCAAUGACCGCGAGAUCGUCGCGCUCGUCGGCGCCCACGCGGUGGGUCGUUGCUACCCGAGCCGCAGCGGCUACUCGGGCCCGUGGACCCGCGCAGAGACGACGUUCUCGAACGAGUACUUUCGCGAGCUCAUCGAGAACAAGUGGACGAUCAAGAAGUGGAAGGGCCCGGAGCAGUACGAAGACCCGACAGGCGACCUCAUGAUGCUGCCGGCCGACAUGGCGUUCCUCUGGGACCCCGAGUUUAAAAAGUACGUCGAGCUGUACGCCAAGGACGAAGACCUCUGGCACAAGGACUUUGCCAAGGCCUUCCAGAAGCUCACGGAGAACGGCUGCGACUUUGCCAAGUCGGGCUGGCGCCGGUACAUCUUUUUUGGUCCGCGCAGCGACUAGAGUCGUAGUAGGAGCCACUCCAUGUAAUCUUCACUAAGAGACGAUGCUGCUGUGGUCUGAGCCAGGUAGUCACGUAUGCCAUCUCGGCUCGAUGCGACGAAGAAGAAGACGAUUGCAUUGCCA
Molecule: messenger RNA, 1454 nt
Organism: Saprolegnia diclina VS20
Lineage: Eukaryota; Oomycota; Saprolegniomycetes; Saprolegniales; Saprolegniaceae
Product: cytochrome c peroxidase
Exons: 1
Coding region: 315-1331 (338 amino acids)
Biological process (GO): cellular response to oxidative stress; response to reactive oxygen species; hydrogen peroxide catabolic process
Molecular function (GO): heme binding; peroxidase activity
Source: RefSeq, a predicted model, not a curated record